Molecule: messenger RNA, 1529 nt
Organism: Zingiber officinale
Lineage: Eukaryota; Viridiplantae; Streptophyta; Magnoliopsida; Zingiberales; Zingiberaceae
Product: myb family transcription factor PHL5-like
Exons: 8
Coding region: 212-1345 (377 amino acids)
Molecular function (GO): DNA-binding transcription factor activity; DNA binding
Source: RefSeq, a predicted model, not a curated record
UAAAUUUGUAAUAUUUAUGAAAAGCUCCCUUGAAUCUUUUUGCUUGUAAGAAGGAAAUUCAACUAUAUCCGUUUGGGUGCAAGAAGAAGAUGAGCCUGCAGCCCCUCACCAAUGGCGAUAAGUCCAAAGCAAUUCUUGCUUUGUUCUCAUCUGCCAUGAUAACAACUUUCUCUGCUUCAAUCUUCUCCUUGUUAAAGAUCAGACUCCCUUUAUGGAGCCAUUCUUUCGAUCCAUGAAUCUCCAGAGCAAUGAUCCAUUUGAUUUCCCCAACCUUCCUUUAUACCACAACGCCAGUUAUCACAGCAAACCAUCUGCUUUCCUGGGCUGUUCUCCUGUGGCAAGAAACUCUAGUUCUUCCCCUUCAUUGGAUUUCUCCAGGGAGGAGUCGCCAAGGCACCCGAAUCUGCCAAGUCCUGUUUCCGGCUGUGUUGGAUCAUCACCAUCUGCUUUCUUUGCUGCUGAGGAGCUGAUGGGCUUCACUCAGAUGGAUUUCCACUCUGGUGCAUUCCCUCCAUUGCCCAAGUUCCAACCAAAGGAAGUUUUUGACUCGGUGUUGAGGUCUCCGACGCCUCCGCCAUAUCAAGUUCAGAGUUUCAACAAUAAUUUCAAUGAGUUCAUCUGUGAAGAUCAACAAGAGAGGGACUGGGAUGCUUCAGUGAGGGGUACAAGUUCACCUCUUGCGAAUGGGUGCCAUAUAUCAAAUUCUCCUGUCGAAAAGAUGAACUUUCAGCCCCCGAUCGAGAAGCAAGUGCCAAGGGCUUUCUUGAGUGUUCCCAUUACUCCUACGAGUGUCUCAUCUGGCAUGGCUAGCUCGAACAAAACACGAAUAAGAUGGACACCAGAUCUCCACCAGCGAUUCGUUGAGUGUGUAAAUUGCCUCGGGGGAUCUGAGAAAGCAACUCCUAAAGGGAUUCUGAAGUUGAUGAACUCACCUGGGUUAACCAUAUACCAUGUCAAGAGCCAUUUACAGAAAUAUCGCAUUGCUAAGCAUUUGCCAGAAUCUGCAGAAGGCAAAUGUGAACGAAGAGCUACUGCCAGUGUCACUGAGCUUGAUCCUAUAAUUGGCAUCCAACUUACAGAAGCAUUGCGCCUCCAACUCGAUGUCCAAAUGCGCCUUCACGAGCAACUUGAGAUUCAGAAAGAGUUGCAAAUGAGGAUUGAAGCACAAAGUAUGAAGCUCCAAAAGAUGAUAGAAGAACAAGGAAAACCAAAUGAUAGCGCAGUCGGGGCUAAAGAUACCGACAUUUCGUUCCAAACUAGCUCCGCGGAGAGUAUCGAAGAUGAACAGUUACUGCAUAUGGAAGAUUUGACACAGAAAGACAAUUUUCCAUCAACAAUGAGUUAAGACUUUGCUUUCAUUACAAGAAGUCUGUAUUCCGGUUUGAUAUGAUCACUCAUGGUGUUCGUAAGGGUUUGCAAGCCACUCUCAUUAGUAAGUCUUCAAGACAAACAGAUAGUCUGAUAAAUUUCAGUGGUGAAUGUAAACUUACAUGAUUAUGCCUAAUUUUACCUGCAUUAUUAAACAUUCA